Molecule: messenger RNA, 4112 nt
Organism: Dinoponera quadriceps
Lineage: Eukaryota; Metazoa; Arthropoda; Insecta; Hymenoptera; Formicidae
Gene: SF2
Product: serine/arginine-rich splicing factor 1B
Exons: 3
Coding region: 203-949 (248 amino acids)
Cellular component (GO): ribonucleoprotein complex; cytoplasm; nucleus
Molecular function (GO): mRNA binding
Source: RefSeq, a predicted model, not a curated record
UCACGCCGAUCACGCUACCCGCUCGUUCACCGGUAUCACCAUCUUGUUUGUUUCGUCAGCGGCAGGACGCGCAAAAUAUCCGACUUCACCGUGAAAGUUACGUUCCGCUGCGAAAAUUUUACGAGGGAUCACAUUUUCCACACGAUAUUUCUACUCUCGCGCAGCCAUCGGUACGUGAUAACAUACAGGCGAUAAACUGGACAUGUCUCACGGCGGUAGAAACGAAUGUAGGAUUUACGUGGGUAAUUUGCCACCGGAUAUUCGGACGAAAGACAUUCAGGAUCUCUUCUACAAAUUUGGUAAAGUGACAUUCGUUGACUUGAAAAAUCGUCGGGGUCCGCCGUUCGCAUUCGUCGAGUUCGACGAUCCGAGAGAUGCGGAGGAUGCGGUGCACGCGAGAGAUGGCUAUGAUUACGACGGUUACAGAUUAAGGGUCGAAUUUCCGAGAGGUGGCGGUCCUAGCAACAAUUUUCGUGGCGGACGCGGAGCUGGCGACAGCGGCAGAGGCGGCCGCGGUGAGAUGAGCAAUUCUCGUGGCCGCGGUCCCCCUGCACGACGUUCGCAAUACAGAGUAUUGGUAACCGGCUUACCGCCAUCCGGCAGCUGGCAAGAUCUCAAGGAUCACAUGCGCGAGGCUGGCGAUGUGUGCUUCGCCGAUGUUUACAAAGAUGGUACCGGUGUCGUUGAAUUUCUGAGACACGAUGACAUGAAGUAUGCCGUGAAGAAGUUAGACGAUUCGCGAUUUAGAUCGCACGAGGGUGAAGUAGCCUACAUUCGUGUGAAAGAAGACCACAACAGUGGCGAUAGAGGACGCAGCGAAGACAGAGAGAGGGGCCGUUCCCGUUCGCGAAGCUACAGCCCACGGCGCCGUGGCUCUCCCACUUACUCGCCAUUGCGGCGUAAUUACUCGCGAUCAAGAUCUCGCUCCAGAUCUCGUUCGUACGACUAGUAUGUGUACGUAUGUGUUUCACAUGGUAAUAUAAGUGAAGGUUUACAUUGAUAUUUGCUUUUACCAUGUUCCAUUAUUAUUGCUGAUUUGAAUUUUACUCGAGGACAUCCUCCAAUCCAAAGCAGGUCCCGCAUAAAAGAGAAUUCAAAUUGAUCCAAUAACUGUACCGUACUGUAUAUUUGAUGUAUAAAGUUAGAGCACGGUUCAUUUCUUAAUACAUGUAUUACGAUUAAGUUUCUCGCUUUCCAAAGGUGUACACCUAUUAUUAUUCGGUCGUAGUAGAAAGCCGGUAGUAAUUGACUCAAUGACUUUCAGUUCUUAGCCGUCAUCUUAAUAAAAAAAAAAAAACAAGUCUCAUCACGUUGGUCUCCGUUUAAAGUUGAAUUACCUGGUACGGUAAACUGGUUGAGCCUUAUCCUCACGAGAAAGAAAAGGAAAGGAGCAAAAGAGAGGGGAAAAAAUGAAAUCGUGCUCGCGACCAUAUUUAUCAUGUUUAUUAUCCAAAAGACCUCCGUUAGAAUUACUUUCAUAUUUAAAGAUACAUUCCUCCACACGAAUUUUUGGCAACACGUUUUGUCAUCACUACAACCUGUGAAAUGUGUAACAAUUUUGAAGUAUUGCCGACGAGACUUGUCACUGACACGGCUGUAUCGUGACUAUUUUUAAUUGACAAUAACUCAUCUCCGACUCUAACAACGGCGGCUACUUUGUCACAUUGAAGACAGUAUAUAUAUAUAUAUAUUUCAUCGCGCACGUUGACACUCGAAUAUUAAUGUUUGCGUUUGGAUGUACUUUGCAUAGUGAAUUAUUAAGUUUUCAAGAACUCGCCUAAUGAACGUUCCCUUUACACAGUCUUUCAUGAUGCACUGCUCGAUUGUGCGCGUUUGCAUUGCUACGGUGCUCUUUUACGAUACGAGAAAGUUAUCUUCGCGAACGAACUUGCCGGGAAAGCUUUAUCUUACGAUUUAGUACUAACACGUGCACUCACACGGGCUUAAAUUCAUAUCUUUCUUAACUAAGGAAACGCCUUCCUCUCAUGUGUUACCGCGUCAUCGAUACCAUCCUGCAAACAAUCUCUACACUAAAGGAUAAUGUCUGUGUUUUUAUAUACUACUAAACUGAAAGAUAUACAUAUGUAUGUACAUAUAUACAUAUAUGUAUAUUGCAGAUAUAUAUAUAUAUAUUACGUAAUCGUCUCAAUAUCAUGUAGUGCUAAAAACAAGUAACGUGAAAUCGUGUUUGCUAACAAUGUACGGUGUAUCAAAGGUCGCGCACUUGGCAUACUUUCACACUUUGAUCACCGUUUCACAUCACUUUUUUCUUCGUUGACGCUUGUGUUUCCGCAAGGGUCCCAUCAUUCUACGGGGGAGGUUUUACUCUUCUUCAAGUGGGAAUAAUUUUAUUAGAUAUUCAUAAGAAUAUUAAAUGGGAGAGAACAGAAUGUCCUUAAUGUAAUAUAUUAAAUCUGUUAAAGUUACAUUCAAAAGUAUAUUGAUUUUGCGUUAAAUUCUUGAAUGAAGUUAAUUUUUGUGGCAUGAAAAAUACCGAGGUUCGUAAUUGGUAUGAGAGAAUAAAUAUUGAAAGCACUGUAUUUUAUGUACAGUCGCACGCACACACGAUAGCUAGAGAACUGAUAGGGGAAUCACGUUCGCGGCGGUUCAAAGUGACAAAGGAUCGAUGAUAUUCGACGAUCGAGAGAAUUUGAACUUGAAUCAAUACAUUGUUGAAUAAAAUUGUGCCCGGUAAUAUCGCUCGGCUCUACUUGACCCUCCUCAAAAAUUCCUACGAAUCGCUUAUCGGGCGACAGAUAUAUUUCCGUAUCUACUUCAACUUUAAAUUCAACGACGAAUCUAUAUAAUCGAAGGGAAAGUACGCGACCUACGAUACAUCUCGUACAACGCAGAUAUCUUCGGCAAUAACAAGCACACAUAAAUUAAAGGUAAACUUAGCAUGCUGUGUAUGUAUAUUCGCGGAGACACGCGUAGACAGGGAAAAAAAAAGAAAUCGCCCGCAGAAUAUUUUUCUCUUAUACAUAGAAAUGUGAUCGUUAACUCUAGCGGAUAACUUGUGUGUAUGUGUGUGUGUACAAAUGAAUACCUCAAGAUUGUUUACACGGCUCAUUGCGUGGUUGACGAAUUCAAUGCAAAAGUUCUGCCCGGAAACGCGUAGUGAUGACAAUGUAUGUGCAUAUAUAUUGCGCGCAUAUAUACGCUGUGCGAGUGCACGAGCAUGAUGAUUACGAAUCGUUACACAUUCGCAUAAAUAAGCGUGUAUAAUUGUUGGCGCAGAGAUGCAAAGAAAAAUGAAAAAAGAAAGUCUUUCUAUACGAUCACUCUCACGCAACCUAAUUCGCUUGACAAUGGUAUAACACUCUCAACUGUAUAUGACAAUAUAGACUGGAGUGAUCCUCAGUGACCCGAUGGUGACCUUUUACGCGCCAUCUUUUGAUAUUACCAAAUUGCGUUUUUGGUGUACUAUAUUAUACUUCAGGCAAAUAUCUCGAACUUCAUUCGAACCUUGAACACUUUUCCCGAGUGUGAAAACAUACAACAUAAAGUAUACAUCCAUUUACCAUAAUCUGGACAUUUGCAAGAGAACACGCGGGUGUAUGAAAAUAUGUCUAUGAAUGAUACACGACGAAUCCGGUGAAAUGCGCUCAACUGUUACUUCACAUGUGACUAUCAGUGUCGCUCGCAUUUCCCGCUGUUUUCCUUUCUCACACAUUUGCGGCGUGCACACGUAACGGCGAAAAUGUUGAAAUGCUCUUUCCAAAGUAGAGAUCAUUUUUGAAAGGGAAACACUCGAUAUAUCGUGUAUUUUGAACGGAUAUUAUUACUGCAAAUUGAUCCCAUGAUCUUGUUAUCGGUCUGCGCGAUUGAUGUUAUCUUUUUUUUUUUUUUUUAAUCUUCUCGGUACGUGAAUAUUCAUUUUUUUGGAAUGAAAACGGAAAAAAAGAAUUACGCUAUUCACACAUUCCUUCUGCCGUAAAUUUGUCACGCCACACGUACGAAUUACAUACUUCCUACAUCACAGGGAUCACAUUUGCAUUGAUAUAUUCUAUAUAUCUAACAUUAAUCUAACAUCGCAUAAGGAACUAAUGUAUUUUUUCUUCUUUUGUAUAUUGGAUUGGAUUGUAACACAAUGAAUGAAAAACUGAAAUCAA